AUGUUUGAUUCCUCUCCCCUAGAGGUGCCCAAACAGCGCUCAUUUGCAGCCAAUCCUACCAAGGACAGAAGACGCUUUAGUGAUACCUUCUUUCAAAAACAGCCUCUUCCUUCUAGAAGAACCGUUUCAGAAAAGCCGCCAAACUUGUUGCAAGCGGACUUGCUACGGUCUCUGAGAUACAACACCGACUGGUCCUCUGCAGUGGCCUCGUACAACCCAGGUUCUCUCAGGCUAGAAGAUAUUCCCAAUGUUCCAGUGUACAACAGGGCCACGGGCAAAUUUAGGGUGUUCUCAGAUAAGCUGAGACCCAGAAGAGUGCAGUCGGAGGAAGUGAGGAGAAGCUAUCUGUCGCUGGAGGACUUGAAUUCAUUUGACUUGAACAAGCAAACUUUUGACGAAAAUAGACUCAGAUACAAAUCAGAAUUGCCACCCCUUCCGUCUGACUCUGAUGGAAGUAGCGAAGAGGAAAGUGAGUUGUUCUCGUCGAAUCCAAGCUCAAAAUACUCUUAUUCGGAGGAAGGGCUGCCCAGACAACCUCCACCAGAAAGAAAAAACUACCUUGAUGACUUGAGUGGUAAUUUCCUUCAGCAUAUUCCAAGAAGAAGCGUCAGUACUAUUAGUACUUGCAGAACAUAUGAGCUGUACAACUUUGGCAGCGAUAUCGAUAGCCAUUCAGUGUUGACUAGUGCUGAAAGCAUAGCUAGCGAAGGGUCGUUGUGGAUUCCUCAGCCGGCAUCAGGAGUCACACAGAGAUCGUCCGAGGAUGCUCCAUUGCAAUAUUCUCUACCAGCACUGUCAAAAAUCUCCUUUUUCACUUCCCCAAAGACUUUAUUGCCUCCAGAUUCCGCCAGUAUGGCGCAACUCUCCCCCUCAAAGUCUCCAAUGACUUCUUAUUCCUCUCCAGAGAAGUCUGAUGCAGUUUUCCUACCGAAAGAACACAGAUUUUCUUCACUUCCUAACAAGUCGUUGCCCCCAGUGCCAACAAAACCGAACACCAACACCAGGCCCAACUCCAUCUGUCCUACAGAUUCCAAAAAAGUGACAUUUUGUCUAGAUCUUGGCGCCGAGUACGACAAAUCCCGUUUUAUGAUACCCAAAGAAUAUAAGCUUCUAUCGCAGGAGCGAUUUAGCAAAGUGGCCCCAAAACCCCGAGACACAAAACAAGAAAGAGUAAAGCCUAGAGCUGUCUCCCAGCCUAAUCCUUCUUUGCAACCAAUCGCACUGAGGAAGACAGUAGAUCUCUCUUCAAAACCGCUACCGCCACCAAAGUCGGCGCCGGUGUUUAAGCCAGCAUCUCAGCCAGUCUCUCCGUCUCGUCAAACCAAGUUUGAGCCCAUCCCAUUUCGUACAAACGUACGCAUUAUGGGUCCAAUUUAG
Molecule: messenger RNA, 1377 nt
Organism: Candidozyma auris
Lineage: Eukaryota; Fungi; Ascomycota; Pichiomycetes; Serinales; Metschnikowiaceae
Exons: 1
Coding region: 1-1377 (458 amino acids)
Source: RefSeq, a predicted model, not a curated record